This is a messenger RNA of Pogona vitticeps (central bearded dragon), 3649 nucleotides long. RefSeq names its product eukaryotic translation initiation factor 1A X-linked (gene EIF1AX). Gene Ontology annotation, biological process: translational initiation. Gene Ontology annotation, molecular function: translation initiation factor activity; RNA binding. Lineage: Eukaryota; Metazoa; Chordata; Lepidosauria; Squamata; Agamidae. The record is from RefSeq and is a predicted model, not a curated record.
CGGAACUUGCGUCAGCAAAGUGCCUUCUGGGAGCGGCGAAAGGGCGAAGGUUUUCUCCGUCGCUUCCUCCGGGCAGGGUUCGGCUGAGCUCGCGCCGCUCUUCUCCGGCCGUCGCGAGAAGCUCGUCACCGCGUCGCGUCCUUUCUUCCCCUCUGUGCCUCAGCCGAGAGCGUGAGAAGGCCCUUUCCCCUCCCCUCCUUGGUUCGCUUUUGCCGCCGCCUGCGCGCCCGCUGCCGCCGCCGACGCCAUGCCGAAGAAUAAAGGUAAGGGAGGUAAAAACAGAAGGCGAGGUAAGAAUGAAAAUGAAUCAGAAAAAAGAGAACUGGUGUUCAAGGAAGAUGGACAAGAGUAUGCCCAAGUAAUCAAAAUGUUAGGGAAUGGCAGACUGGAGGCUUUAUGUUUUGAUGGCGUAAAAAGGUUAUGUCAUAUCAGAGGAAAAUUGAGAAAAAAGGUUUGGAUAAAUACGUCAGAUAUCAUUUUGGUGGGUUUAAGAGACUACCAGGAUAACAAGGCUGAUGUAAUUCUAAAGUACAAUGCAGAUGAAGCCAGAAGUCUGAAGGCAUAUGGAGAACUUCCAGAACAUGCCAAAAUUAAUGAAACUGAUACAUUUGGGCCUGGUGAUGAUGAUGAAAUCCAGUUUGAUGAUAUUGGCGACGAUGAUGAAGACAUUGAUGAUAUCUAAAUGGAUCAGAGAGGUAUACAUUCCAGCUUCCCACUUCAAGAUUUGUUUUCAAGUCCCUGUCUUUAAGAAGACUGAAACUGCGCAACAUUUGUAGUUACAGAAAACCAAUCUCUUCCCAAUGUUUAAGUAUUUAUAUUUCUUUAAAAACAGAUAAUGUUGGACUCACAAAGGUUAGAUAAAUUACAACUAUUUUUAUCUCUUUACCAUAGACUUUACAUCUGUGUGUAAAUACACCUAAUAUAAACUCCCACAUUUGCUUCAUCUGUUUUCACCAUUAAACCUCACUAAGCCUGAUUUUUGAAAUAAAAACCCUACUGUUGUAUAAUUAUCAUGGAUUUGGAUUACAUACCAGUUCAUAUUAGUGCACAAUCUGCCAGUGAAGUGUCUUUUCAUAGUGUCCUAUAAAGUCAAAGUCAACUUAUAAGAUAUUGAUAAUUGACAGAACAGAGCUCUUCAUUAAAAUUCAUAAUAGCUGAAUCUGCUAAGUUUUAGUUGAAUAUUAUUUUUAUACUGGUUUUGAUAUUGAAUUUUCUCUUUUUCACAGAUGAAUUUGCCAUAGUGGAGAGAAAAUAAAAUUUAAAAAUAUUGUGUAUGUUUGAAUAGCUAUUCUGUAUAAGGUAGUGAUAAUGCUGAAGGUAAACACUGGGUGGCACCAAAUGUAAGUUAUUCAUUAAUUUGAAAGACCUGGACUCUUCUCUUGUUAAUUAACCAUUUUAAAAGGUGUCUUUGCUCAUAAAAAUAAAUAUGCAAUUUUUGUAUUUCUACAUAAGGGCUGGGUCCAGAGUUCUCACAGGAAGAAGGAAGAGGUGAUUUUCACUGAUUCUCUUCCACCCGAUGCCUCCUGAAAAACUGCUGCAGAGUGGCAUUGGUCUGGGCAGCACUGGGGACUGGGUUGGAAUAGGAGCCCCACUGGGGGAAAAAAAUCCCUUUCAUUUCUGGGAGGGAAGCUUAGAUCUGGCCCACUUAGCCUAUUCUCAGAUGACAAAAAAUGUUUCAUCUAUUUUAUUUUAAUGUUAAAUUCCAUAUUUUAUGACAAGAAACGAUUUUAAAAGGGAUGAAUAUAAGAUAUUAAAGAAAGGGGAGCCUCUGGAAAAUCCAUAUGUAGGCCAUGGUCCUUCUGUGUGCCUCCUCUCAGCUUCUGCCUCUCCUUCUACUGCAGGGAGGAUUCCCAGUGCUUCACUCGCACCCACACCCUUCCUUAUCUAGGAGGGUAUGGGAUCAGUGAAUCUGGUUUCCAACGUGAGUAGUACACAUGGGAGAGUCGAUACUAUUCCUGCCCCAUAACUUUCCAAUCCAGAAAGGCACAAGAGGUGAAGCUGUAUUCAUGCCUGAAAUGCAGGCUGGAGCGGCUCCAGCUGAAUAUUGCCAAAGGAUAGGCCCAGAACCUAUGGUCCUCUGACCCUCAAAGUGCACGUUCUGCUGUCCAUGACUUCCCCACCACUCCAUGUUGAGGUGCAGUUGGAUAAAGGCUUUUCUUUAUUCUGAACUGGAGCAUAUCAGUAAGAGUUCUGAAAAAUCCAUCUGAAAGUGAACAGACCUAUGAAAUUAGCAUUUCUAGUUGGAGUGAGAGAGACACAUCCAAAUAUUUCACUGAGGACUAACAUAGGCUUAUAUGUAUUUCAAGGUUCAGACUGAGUUCAUGUCUAUUUAAGUGUCUUGCAUUCUCUGUUUUAAUGAAGAAUUUUGCUAUUAAUGAACUUACUGGUUAUAAUAAUUUCCAUAUGAAAGCUGAAUUCUGCUAUUUUGUGGUGAGGUUUUUUUAAAAAAACAGAAACAAUCACUUCAGAAGCUGAAGUGAUUGAGCCACAUUUAUUUUCAAUUACCUGUGUAUACCACAGUUGGAUUACCCAAGAGAUACUUAGUUUCAAAGCUGGUGGUGCUAUUAGGUACUAAAAUUCUUAUAUUGUGGGCCUUCUCAGUAUUUCAUAUCAAAUGAUGGGAACUGUGAUAUUGCUAUGGAUUUUAUCAUUUGUAAAUCAGAGACUAAAGGUAAUUAAUUCAGAGUCUGCCUUCUUUGUUGUGUGUGGCAUAUGGCUUCUUGAUCUCUCUACAACAGAAGUUUAGAGAUGAGAAAUUGCUUGAAGCUUAUACUGUUUAAAAGAAUUUUUUUAAUCAUAUUGAAUAAACAAGUAUUCACUCCAACAGCACUAUAGCACAAUACUUAGUUGGAAAAAUUCAGAAGACAUGAGAGGCUGGUACUGGAUAUUUUAUUUCUGACAAAGUUUCUACUAAUGCUAAGAUACAAGAAACAGGCUGAUAAUAUGCAGAAAUAUUUAACAACAAACUUUUUUUAAAAAGGAUAUGCGUUUUAUUUAAGUUGUGAAAGUACUGGAAAUUGAACUUUAGACCUAUGUGAAACACAUGCUUUAUUAUUGAUUUGUGCACUUUCCUAACUUAGGCUCCCACUUCUGCCUGUUGCUUGAGUGAUUUCUAGUGUGGAGCAAGGCCUUUAUAUCCGUGCAUCUUUAAAACAUGUUUAUCAAGCCUCUCCUAGAAGGAUCUUAACAGGGAACCAAGUGAAAAAAAUGUCAUUUUAUCUUUGUGGCAGCAUCAGAUUAGCAGGGGGAGCUGAGAGAAUGCCAGCAGCCUCAGACUGGCAGUGAGCUUCAUGGCUCAGUAUGGCUUUGCAUCUGCAUCCCACUGGCUCUUGGGCUUUGUCUCUAAUGCAAGUGGCACAAUUUCUGUUAAAUUGUGCUCAUUAAUUCCAGUCACCCUUAGGCUAGAUUGCUUUGAGUCGGGCUGUAAAUUAGUCUUUCUCAUCAUUAGACAAGAUACAUUUGUGCAUGUAUUAACUUCUGAAAGUAUUUUGAUUUUAAAGGGCAUGAAUACAAGAUACUACAUUGUUUCUUAGUUUAAAAAAAGCUGGUGCCAUGUAAUAAUGCAGUAUGCUGGUCAUGUAUAGUUAACAAACUAUGUACCUAAAUAAAGUUGUUUAUGAUGGCUUAAUUAAAAAGACAUGAAACAUGG